AUGCCAUAUUCACUUGUUCAUACAAAUGAAGUGAACCUUCAGCCUUCCGAUCGGACGCUUCUUCUUCCAAUUGGAUCUCUACCCGAAGACAUCCAAUACUCCGUCAUCUCAGCCUUCGCCACCCUAUCUUUCGAGAAUCUCAAAUGCGUCUCCUCGCUCAAUUCUCGGUUUCGUGCUUCUUUUAACUCCCUCCUAUUUCACUCAAUUACGUUGUCUGACGAAGACGCGCACAUCCUCAAACAUUUAUGCCCACCUCGAUUACAAUCUGCGGCACCCCCUGUUUUGGAUGAAUUCAGACUACAAGAUUUGCACAAGUCCAAAAAUCAGUAUACUAGAUUUUGUUCCAUAUGCAGCUCAGCGCGGAAUCUAUCGAUAGUUGGCGAGACGAUUUUAGAAGUGAUUGCCCAGAUGUUAGAGCAGGAGGGAACCACCAAUUUCUUUCCUCAAGUUGAACAGCUGGUAUUCAGAAAUACGAAGAAGGGCCAUGGCCUUGAACGUAUAAGCAUGGACACAUCCAUAGAACAUUCCCUAGGCAAGAUCCUCACGACUAUCCAGCCAAGAAAACUGUGUCUGAAUCUCGGAAUACCUUUUUCCCAUACAUGGCACAACCUCGUACAGAACCUAGCCGACGGGGGUUUGGGUGGAAUACAAGAAAUUGUUCAUCACGGAGUACCUAUAUCAAACAUGAAGGUUGAAUUUCUGAUUUUAGAGGGUGUAGCAAUACAGAGGUUCUUCUUAGAAGAUUAUGUUAUCCCUUCGUACAGUCAGACGACUCUCAAAGUCAUUUACCGAUGGGCUUCACCAAGGAAUGAUUUGUAUAUUCACAGGACGAUACCUCAGGAGAUACAUGUCUACGCUGAUUGGCGGGGCUCGUAUGGAUUACCAUUGGAGCUUGUCGAUUCGCCAAUCGAGGAUAUGUGGGAGUUGAAGAAAGUCACCCAUAUUCAACAAGCCGACGAGAAGGUCGAGUGUGAGUGUUGCUCUAGUCAGAAGCUAUAA
Molecule: messenger RNA, 999 nt
Organism: Kwoniella botswanensis
Lineage: Eukaryota; Fungi; Basidiomycota; Tremellomycetes; Tremellales; Cryptococcaceae
Exons: 1
Coding region: 1-999 (332 amino acids)
Source: RefSeq, a predicted model, not a curated record